Molecule: messenger RNA, 2873 nt
Organism: Dreissena polymorpha
Lineage: Eukaryota; Metazoa; Mollusca; Bivalvia; Myida; Dreissenidae
Exons: 8
Coding region: 85-1149 (354 amino acids)
Source: RefSeq, a predicted model, not a curated record
CUUUUGUGCUACGAUGUGCAGCAUGGAUGCAUUCGUUAUAGAGGAAUAUUUACUUAUGUUUUGACAUAAUAACAUUUCUUUGAAAUGCUAACUCUAUGCAGGCUACUAGUGAUGAUAUGUGUUGUUCUAUCGUCCCGACCUCCACAAAUUGAAAUCAGAUGGGUAUCGAUUAAUACACUUGAACUUUCGUGUAAGGCUACUGACAAUAAAACCGAGCUGAGAAGGAUUUAUCGCGUACAAAAUGGAAAUUUUAAGUUAAUAGUGUCUGUAAUAGAAAAUGGCACAACCUGUCAAGUAACACCUAUGCUUCCUACGGAAUCAGUGCAGUGCGAUUGCCACGAAACGUUUAAUUUAGUGUGCAAUGUCACAGGCGUACAUAAUGAAGGUGAACAUUGGCAGUGCGCCACAUUCCCAAAUAAAAUACCCGUGUAUAGCAAUAUAGCAACAAUACUCGCCUUCACCAAAAAAACGACUGCCCAGGAUCUUACAAGCGUGUCUUCACGUAUGACCAGUGUGGAUAACGCAGAAAAAGUAACUAAGAUGUCUACUGAAAUGCAGGUGAAUAUAGCAGCAACAACGAUAUCGAUGAUACAUAGCUAUUCGAUCAAUCAAACCAGCCCUAUCAAUACGGAAGAAGAAUCGUUUGUGACAAAGGCAUCUCAAAAUCUGAGCAAUGACACGACGUUCUAUCGAAGGUUUAUAAUAAUCAUCAGUGCCUCGGCAGUUGUUGUAGUCCUUAUUGCGGCCUCACUUUUAAUUUUUGUCUACAGGAAAUACGAUCAUCUCUCAGGUGCAUUGGAAGCUCCAGGUGCACCCGUUGUUGACACACCUAAUACCAGGCAAAGACCGAGUCCCCAGAUGCCGGAAAAUGUUACAGAAAACAGACAAUCAACAAUUGAAAUCUACGAAACCAUUCAGAUGACGAUGUUAUCACCAAUGGCUGACAGUUACCCUCUUCCCAUUGGCAUGAGCAUUCUAGAUAUUUUGGGAUCUGGCAGUGAUUCAAGCGUUGAAAGUAUUCAUCAUUACGACAUUGUCCCAGAUGCCCUGAAUGAACUGUCACCUAAUGGCGCCGAAGCGGUUGCAGACCCACAUCUAACAGCUCACGUUCUAUAUGAGAGCCUCAUCGGGACGAGAACAACACCAUAGCAAGCUAGAUGACAAGAGCAUGCAAAACUCAUAGCACAACUCGAACACCUCAAACGGAAUGGACGGAUCCACGUAUUUAAGCAAAUAUUAGCCUCGCUUUCAAAUGUUGACGCAAUUAUUAACGCAUAAUUUAGAACCGAGACCACAACCAACCAAAGUUAAAAGGUCAACAUAAUUCAACGCGAUUUUCUGAUUGCGCAUAAAACGAUAGCAUGAGACGAGCAGUUUUGUGGCAUAUUAUACAAUAUAUUCCAUUUAAAGUUCCCGCAGCGAUAUCUAUUCAUACGACACAUGAACACUAAAUUGGUACAUGAACAUGUGUUGAAUAUAGUGUACCACAAAAAGAGCAUUUUGUAUCUUGAUAAAUCUGUUACCAGACCACAUCUAGCAAUGACAAUUUGGCUAUUGCUAUAUGGAACACUGAUUUGUUAUGCAUUAAUUUUAUUUUAUGAAAUAUUUUAAGAAAUAUUCGUUGAUUUUGAGUUGAAAUUGGGCUUUAAACAUGACAUAAAUAAAUUAAUAUAUUGUACCCAUCAACCAGUCUUAGCUUAAGCAUGUUAUCAACAUAUGCAUGUGCUAAUGAUUACAUCUAAUGAAAAAAACUAGCCUUUUCCUACCAUCAUUGCAGUCUUUCCCAGAAAUAUCAUGUCAACGCUUUGGUUAGUUUACUUUAUCUUGAUAUUAUAACUUAUACGAUAUGUAGUUGGAUAAUUUAGACGUUAAAGGGCAAUGAAAUUGAAAUCUGAUCAUUAUCUGCUACUACUAUUUGAUUCAAAUUUUGAUUGAAGUCAAUGUGUAUGUGCACCUUCUUGUAAAUAACUGUGGGCGAAGAACGUUGCUUGAAGAUCCAUAUAGCAAGUUUAAACCCAGAUGUUCGACAUGACUGGUUUCAAGCCGGCGAUAUCCAUUUUAUUUAUUGGCGUUCGUAGUUGUAUUUCGGUGUGUAUUGAGCUUAAGGAGUGUUAUGUGGCGUUUUAGACUAUUUGUCAAUCGGUCUCUGGUCACAUAUUAAGGCCAUCGUGCUUUUAUUGGAUCUCGUGCCCGAAGAUGCAGCUUACGUAUUGUGUUUUGGUGCUUGUUUGUAAUUCAACUAUACUACACUUUGACUAACGACUGAUUGUAUUAAAGUGUAUGACUCAGAAACACAUUUAAUGGCGGGGAUUGUUCGAUUAUUGUUAAUUGUAACGUGAUGUCUGACUUCGUUCACGACUCAAUUACCGCAAAUCAAUUGUUCGAUGAAAGUAAAGCAAUUAACUUCCAGUGACAAUAAUUGAGGCCAUACUUAGAAUCGAUAAUGUUAUAGAUUCACAGUUCUUUCUAAAUACUAUCCAUGACCGCAAUGAGUUUUAUUAUGUUCCCUGAUGUUGUGUGUACAUGUUUACAGUUCAUCGUGUAAUCAUAGUAUGUUACAAUUAAUAAAUAUCGCGUGUUUAAUAAUUAAUUAUCAAUAUAUAGAGGAUAACAGGUUACUGCCUCAUCGUUUUAUAAUAUAUCAGACGGGCUUAUAAUAAAAUAACGGCGCAGUAAUCCGUUUUCGGUUUAUCAUACGUCUACGUCCCCAUUGAAAAAAAUGUAAACAUCGAUAAGACGUUGCAUUUGUAGCGAGAAUCAGUAUGACUUUUGUCGUUUGACGUGUUCAUAAUGACGUCAUAAGCACGAUCGCUUUAUGUUUGUUAAUCCUGUGUUUUGCUGUUUUUUGUGUCUAAAAUAUCUAACAUAGUGGC